AUGCUUAUUAUGUGUCGUGAAAGCAUAAGUGUAUUAUCGACAAGUUCCAGUAAGAGCGUUAGCUCAUAUCAAAUUGAAGGACAAAUCAUUUUCCCAUCUGAUGAUGAAGCUCUCGGCGAUACACGUAUACUGGUUAACGAAGGUGAAUAUAUCGGUAUUCCUCGAAUUGAUGGAACUUUUGUCAUAUCAGGUGUAUCAAGUGGUUCGCAUGUUGUUUCUAUUAGUUCACCACGACACAUUUUUGAGCCAGUACGUGUUGAUAUAAAUGCUAAUGGACAAAUUCGUGCGUGUAAAGUUAACUUGGCUGAACCACGUAAAGUUGUUGUAGUAAAAUAUCCGCUCCGUUUCGAUACGUAUACCAAGCCGAAUUAUUUUGAAAAACGCGAAGUCUACCAUUGGACUGAUCUUAUUUUCAAUCCAAUGUGUGUUCCAAUAAUCUUCGGAAUAAUUUCACUUUUUUUUCUACCCAAAUUACUUUCACAAGAACAAGAUGUACAACAGAUGUUGCAACAAACAGGCAAUAUUUUUCAACCAAAUCCAAAUAUGUUUGAUAUUGCUGAUUGGUGUGCUCGAUGGUUUGGUGGACCCAGACGACAAGGACGGACAAGUCAACAGUCGAUUGUUCAUGUUGAAACAGAUCUCGAUCGUACAGGACGACAGAAAAAAAAGAAAAAAACAUUAAAGCAAAAGAACUGA
This is a messenger RNA of Rotaria sp. Silwood2, 696 nucleotides long. NCBI's taxonomy places the organism in Eukaryota, Metazoa, Rotifera, Eurotatoria, Philodinida, Philodinidae. The record is from the annotation of a GenBank genome assembly.